This is a messenger RNA of Lactuca sativa (garden lettuce), 969 nucleotides long. RefSeq names its product glycine-rich RNA-binding protein 3, mitochondrial. NCBI's taxonomy places the organism in Eukaryota, Viridiplantae, Streptophyta, Magnoliopsida, Asterales, Asteraceae. The record is from RefSeq and is a predicted model, not a curated record. Gene Ontology annotation, molecular function: RNA binding.
UGCGGUCCAAGUCCAACGUCUCAAGCCUGAACAUCCCAUCCGACGGCCCAUACUUCCCCAACUCCGAUCCAGUAUCUUUAAAUAAAAAACCCUUCCUGAAAAUCCCAUAAACCCUCAUUUUAGGGUUCUGAAUCAUAAACACGCAGUAGUAAAGCUCAACGAAUCAAAGGUUUUAACUUACAACCAUGGCUUUCUUCAACAAAGUGGGCAACAUGGUAAGGCAGACUGUAAGCAAGCAGUUCAAUCAUGAACUAUCGGCAGCCAACCCAUCUAUUUUUCAAGUGAUACGAUGCAUGUCGUCGUCAAAACUAUUUGUGGGAGGCCUGUCUUAUGCCACAGAUGAAAUGAGCUUAAGAGAAGCUUUUAGUGCAUAUGGGAAUGUCCAAGAAGCUAGGGUUAUUGUGGAUCGUGAAACUGGUCGAUCUAGAGGUUUUGGCUUUAUUACUUUCACUGAUACUGAGGCUGCUUCUGCUGCAAUUCAGGCAUUGGAUCAAAGGGAGUUACAUGGCCGAGUGGUUAAAGUGAAUUAUGCAAAUGAUAGGCCACAAGUGGGUGGUGGUGGUGGUUACCGAGGUGGAGGCUUUGGUGGAGGUGGUUACGGUGGUGGGGCCUAUGGUGGUUUUGGUGGUGAUGGUGAGAACACUGGUGUUGCAGGUGGCGGUGAUGGCUUUAACAGUGGUGGUUAUGGUGGAAAUAGUUAUGGUAGUGGCGGCUAUGGUGGUAAUGCUGGUGGCUAUUAUGAUGGAGACAGCAAUGUCAGCAGUGGUGAUGGUGGCAGGUGAGAUGCAUCUGUGGCUUGAACUGUGUUUUCUACUGGACUGAUAUUAAUUACUUGUUGGUCAUAUGGUCUAAAAUAAAUAGGUAAUUCUUUUUUUCUUUAAAUCUUGGGUCAAGAAGUUAUAACAAUUUUGAUUGUUUCUGAUAAAUAUGUUUACAUUAUUUAUGGUCGAUACAACAGUCUUUGAAUCU